Messenger RNA from Opisthorchis viverrini, 1640 nucleotides. RefSeq lists its product as hypothetical. Lineage: Eukaryota; Metazoa; Platyhelminthes; Trematoda; Opisthorchiida; Opisthorchiidae. The transcript is spliced from 12 exons. The record is from RefSeq and is a predicted model, not a curated record. Bases 135 to 1523 code for a protein of 462 amino acids.
CUUUAGGGGAGGUUGAUUUCUCUGACUGUCACAGAGUUACACGGAUUAUCUGAAUUCAUAGAAUCAGCCGGGAUAACGAAUCUCCGAUCCAUCAGAUUCAUCAUGCCAUAGUGGACCGCUACUAAUCCGGCCAUAUGCAUCGUCGGUGGGUACCGGUCGCAAUGCCUCAGAGCACGGGAUAUAUCUCCGGAGAGCAUGCCAAACUGAUCCAUGCGUGUUCCGAUACGUUGAGGCGAUACUGUGAAAGUCUGUGGUACUCAGGACUUGAAUACAAACGCCCAACGGACGAGGAGAUACUAGCAAAGUGCGGAAUCUUGUUCUACAAAAAACCGGUCCCCACGAACAUCAUGUUUGCAUUUAGCUACCAGAUGGACAAUCUGUUUGCCAUGAGCAAGAAACUACUCACAAGGUUGCUGAAAACUCUUCGACAGCCUACGACCGGUUUCGCCCUUCCACUUUGGGCUCAUCAGGUCAUUCACACAAUUCGAAGCAUAAUGGACUGGUUGGAUGCAACCGAGAAUCGAGUGUUUCAAGUGAUGUCUAUUUAUGAAAUGCAUACACAGAUACCUAACUUUAUAAGCACAAUAUCCGAAAAUUUAAAGGCCCUUCGAAUCUGCGGCAAAUUACUUCAUCAUCUUGGUUCAAUCUAUCAUCGUGUUCGACCUCUGAAAAGGCAGGAGAGCAUGAAAGUGCGCGCCCUCACAGACUACCGUCUCCAUUCUUCUACUUUCAGACUUCGGGAGAAUGAGUCCUACACUGUGUGCAGCAAUUUGAAUCCACACGCCUGGCAGAUUACGGGAGUUAACCGAUUGGUUCCCUCACUGUUUUUGGAAGUUUCAACGGAUCAUGGAGAACUGAAGAUGUUGAACAAACUACAAGAACGCUUUGACGAGUUCUUGACCAUGUGUCACGGACGAUCGCGCCGCCAGCUGCGCUACAGACUUUCAAGGCAGUUGCAAAAGGAAAAGAGAAGUGCUACUUUUCCUACUCUGGAAGUUUCGAAAACCCCUCCAACAUCCCCAGCACCAUCAGAUGGCCUGUACUUUGCUCGAUCUCCGGAGUCUACACGGCGGUGGAGAACCAUGGAUGAUCCGAAGGUAAUCUACCGUCAACCAGCAUUUUCCUAUCCACCGGGGGACGUUGCAUCUCCCGACACUGUUCACAACAUGAUGUCUCGCCUUCGGCGAUGGCUAGAAUUGCUACCCUCUCCAUCACAGCUGAUGGCACGUGCAAGAGAUUCGACACUCCCGUUCAUGGGACAACAAGCCAUGGAUGACAGUCUUUCACCCGACGAGUUGUUAGAAGAAAUUCGAAGUUGGUGGUCUGCGGCCAGUCUCUUCGUUUCAGAUCCCUAUGAACUUGACAGAAUUGUGAAUGAGGCACUUUUUCUCAAGUUCAGCUUUCGUUGGACUCAAAAAUCGAUCGACCGAUCCCCAUCUCCACACGCCAAAUCAGUAACAGGCACACCAUUAUUCGACCGCGUUUCGAAAACACAAGAAGUCAACUCAAUCACACAUGUAUAAGGUCUUUGUAUCAAAUUUUAUGAAUAACAGUUGAACAUCUUGGCUAUAGCCCAAAGUGUUUGUCAGCGCUGCAAUCAUCAAUAAGGUAAUCGAUGGAUAAAUAUACAUAUAUACGUG